Culex quinquefasciatus (southern house mosquito) is the source of this 678-nucleotide messenger RNA. RefSeq lists its product as uncharacterized. The transcript has a single exon. The coding region runs from base 1 to 678 and encodes 225 amino acids. Lineage: Eukaryota; Metazoa; Arthropoda; Insecta; Diptera; Culicidae. The record is from RefSeq and is a predicted model, not a curated record.
AUGGGAGUGCUGGAGCCGGUCGACUACUCGGACUGGGCGGCACCCAUCGUGGCAGUUCGGAAGGCGCAGCGCAACGCAGACGGAGAUCCGAUGGUCCGCAUUUGCGCGGAUUACUCGACCGGGUUGAACGCCGUGCUGGAGGCGAACAAGUACCCUCUCCCUACCCCCGACGACAUCUUCGCAAAGCUGGCUGGCAGCAAGUUCUUCAGCGUAAUUGACCUGUUGGACGCUUAUCUGCAGAUGGAGGUAGAGGAGGAGUCGCAGAAGCUGUUGACUAUGAACACACACAAGGGGCUGUUCAAGGUCAAGCGUCUGCCGUCGGGAGUGAAAUCCGCUCCUGGAGCCUUCCAGAAGGUCGUUGACAACAUGCUCGCCGGCCAGGAAGGAGCGGCGUCGUUCCUCGACGACGUGCUGGUGUUCGGCCGAACGCGCGCUGAGCACGACCGGAACUUGGAGCAAACACUGCAGCGGAUCCAAUAUUUCGGUUUCCGGUUCAAGAUCGAGAAGUGCAAGUUCUACAUGACGGAGGUGAAGUACCUGGGCCACAUCAUCAACCAAAACGGAAUCCGCACCGACCCGGGGAAAGUGUCUGCCAUCUCGCAGAUGCCACUGCCGAAGAACCUCACCGAGCUGCGUUCGUUCUUGGGCGCGGUCAACUACCCGUGCAUGGGUAAAUAA